UUGGUGUACUCGGUUAUAAAUAAGCUGUAGCCGUGCAAACAACUCCUAGCAUUUUGUAAUUGGUUUCUUCCUGUGCAGAUUAUGUUAGAAGAAGCUACCGAUGGCCGAACCAGUGCGUAGAGAAUUAAGGAUUUCUCAUCCUCCUCUGGAGCCCAUCGUUCGUGAUGGCAAAAUCCGUGAGCAAAUCGAGCUGGAAAGCAAGGGCCGCCGGGAGUAUCGGAAAAAGUGGGGCUACAUCACGCAACCGGCCACGACCGAGUUCUACGACCUGAAGCGCAACAAUCAGAAGCUGCGCGAGAUACAGCAGGCCCGCAACCAGAACGUUAGCCUGCGCGAGUACGAUGGCCACGGGGAGUCGUUUUUCGUCUCGAAGCAGAUGUUCAAAACGCUGCUCGAUACGUGCCGGUGUGGCCGGAAGCGUACCAACACCCACGCGCUCAAGUGUUUGCAAAAGCCGAAAAACACGUACGAAAAGACGGACGACGAGGAGGAGGACGAGGAGCUGGAGAAGCAGCGCAAGCAGCGUAAGCAGCAGCUCGAAGGGCGCAGAGCGAAGAACGGUUCCGGUGGAAGUGCACGCGAGGGAGAGGAGGAUGUGGAAACCGUCAGCAGCUACAUACCGAAGGUGCCAACGUUGAGCUCAGGUAUGUACGGUUGGCCCCAAAACCGUUUUGUAGCGAUGGAAAAAACGACUUACUAUGUAUCACCACGCUACACCAUGCCCGGACACCCGAUCGUCGACAGCCAUCCGUACAAUAACAUCAUUCUUGGGUAGAUUACUCUUAACAAAUGCACCAUUAAAUCCACUGCACACACACAAGCACAUAAUAAAAUCGUUCAACACACACGUAAUUACGAUUUAGCAUUAAUUUUAUUCCGCAAUAAACGUA
Anopheles gambiae (African malaria mosquito) is the source of this 890-nucleotide messenger RNA. RefSeq lists its product as uncharacterized. The transcript has 3 exons. The record is from RefSeq and is a predicted model, not a curated record. NCBI's taxonomy places the organism in Eukaryota, Metazoa, Arthropoda, Insecta, Diptera, Culicidae. The coding region runs from base 101 to 775 and encodes 224 amino acids.